GCUGGCUGACGAGGUCGCGGUGCCUGGCGCCGCCUGGUCGCGAAGCUUCGUGGUGCACGGACCUUCAGUUUUUGGCGCGAAGUUCGUUGGUGAUUGAUUCGAAGUAUGGUACCAGUACCUGGUGGUAGGGAGCUUCAUCUGAUGCCUCGGACAAUGCUCUAACUUCUGCGCUCACCAUUCUACCUCGAACUGAGAUCUCCGGAUACUAUUAACAUCCACCGCAUUUCGGCACUGCAGCUUCGCAUUUUGUUCCUGCCAAAGCUCGAGAGAUAUUCAUUCCUUACAACCCACGCGCUUUGUUGCCCAUUGUGGAACUUCGACUUCAACAACACAGCUAAAUGCGCAGAAGCUCCCCAUAACAAACACCUCCCAAGGCCGGAUACUUUGCGACAGUCAUGGCAUUUAGCUUUGGGAGCCCUGCACCAGCUGCAACAGCUACGCCAGCUGGUGCCACCGUGCAAAAUGGUCCUGACCUCGAGGACAUUCAAACAGAGGCUCUUGGCUUCAGAGCACUCUGUGGAGAAUCCAAAGUCCAAUUGCUGCCUACGCCAUGGCCUGCGGAUCAACUGCCACCUCCCACUUCGUCUCUUCUGAGUAUAGCUUCGCAAAAAGGCCUUGUUGCUGCCGCCGGACCAGAUGCAAUUAUUGUCGCAUCCACAGAGUCAGUCCGGAGGGCUUUCGAAGCGAAAAGUGAAAGUGGCAACAUAAAGCAAUUUCACCCUCAAUUGAGAAUACCUAUGCCCAUGCGAGUAUCUCAAGUUGCGUUUUCGGCGGACGAGACAUACUUAGUCCUCUCUGCGGAAACUGGUGGAGGGCUAGCGGUCUACGAGGUUCAGUCACUACAGAAUGGCUCGACGGAACCAGCAUAUCAACUAUCUACCGAGAAUUUGGCAUUAAGAGCUUUGAUACCUAACCCAACCCCAGAAAAGGCCGAGCUUUUUGCUCUGGUGACAACGGAUGGGAAACUCAUGAUGGCAAAUUUGAAAGAGAGAACUUUUGUUUCUACAGCAAACGGACCUGUUUUGAAAACUGGAGUGAGCUGUGUUUCUUGGAGUGCAAGGGGCAAGCAGCUGGUGGCUGGUCUAGGCGAUGGUACUGCAUCUCAAAUGACUCCAGAAGGUGUAGGUAAAGCAGAGAUUCCUCGGGCUCCAAACGUGGAUAGUGGUGACCAUGUUUCUUCUAUAACAUGGUUGGAGAACCUGGUAUUCUUAAUGGUUCACACGCCAUCCCAGUUUGAUUCUGGUCAAGCUCCAAACUCCACGUUUCAUUUGGUCACCAAACAGUCAUCGAACUAUACUUUUCAGAAGAUAUCAGAUCCUGCGGGACCGUUUGGAUUGAAUCGGUCUCCACCUCACCACUUUAUGCUACGCCUGAGAGACUUCCCUCCAAAUCUUCAAGAUCUGAUCAUCGUCGCUUCGAGUGCCUCUGCCGACAUUGGAUUGUUUAGCAGGUCAAAGGUUCCAUUAACGUCCGACAAGCCAGCCGACAGCGUGACAGGCGUAUUUACUAUGACCGAGAUGUCUGACGAUUCUCGUCGUGCCGCACUUCCGAUGAGUGCAAACUUUUCCGAUACUUCUCCUAUUGGACUUGCUAUGGACUUUUCAAGCAACCAGAAGGUGGAAAAGCCGAUCGCAGGUGAUGAAAUGGAUGAAUCGCCAUUUCCGGUACCUGCUCUCAUGGUUCUCAAUAAUGAAGGUGUCUUAGCUGCUUGGUGGGUCAUUUAUAUGGAUUCGAUUAGACAGGGCACAGCAUAUCCUGGCCUUGUAGUCGUUGGUGGAUCCCAGACGGCCCAGCCUGCCACAGCGCCUGCUGUAGCUCCAGCGCCUGCUUUUGGUACUCCUUCACAACCAACUUUUGGCUCGUCUGCCUUUGGCACAGCCAACACCAGUUCCGCUUUUGGAACUGCCAGACCUACCACCUCAUUCGGCACGCCAUCUUCCUCCGGACCGUCCACAGGUGCAUUCGGUGCUCCAUCCGGCCUUGGGAAAAGCCAGUCUCCUUGGGGCGCUUCCCCAUCGUCCAGCACCGCUUCGAAUGCCCCAGCAUUUGGAUCUUCUACUUUUGGCUCUGCAACGGCUGCUUCUAAUCCAGCAUUUGGAACACCAAGCUUUGGCGCCACUAGCAAGCCUUCUUUAGGCAAUCGAGCGUCUCCUUGGGGGUCAGCUGUAGCCACAGGCACUACUGCUACCUUUGGUCAAGCCGGAGGUUUGGGUAAGCCAGCUUCAGUCUUCGGUAGUUCAAUAAACGCUGGAAGCACGCUCGCAACGCCUUCUGGAUUCGCUUCCUUUGCCUCAAAUAAAGGCGGCUUUGCUGCCGCUGCUGCAAAGCCAGCUGGAACUCCAAGCGUAUUUGGCUCACAAUUAACUCCGACUCCGAAUCCCUUUUCGUCAUCUGCAACAAGUCAGCCAGCGGGUACAACGAGCAUAUUUGGGUCGCAGCCCGCCUCGAAUCCAAAUGCAUUUUCUACGCCAGCGACUGGUCAGACAUGGGGAGCAUCGAGUGAAGCUUCUGGCGCAAACCCUUUAGCCUCUGGUGGUUUUAAACUUAGCACGUCGUUCAAGGCAGGUCCAUCUGCAAAGGAUGAACCCCCGGAGACCUCCGCUGCACCUCAAGGCAGCUUCUUUGGUGGAAACUUUGGUAGCGCCCUCGGGGAGGCAACAAAGCCUCUAGCUGCUGAAACUCCUGUGUCCAAAGAAACUGAUAUGGACUCAGAUGACAUGUCGAAUAAAGCGCAGGUCAGCAACAUUUCUUCGACGACUCCAGCAUCUACACCGGCGGCACCAAAACCAUCUAUUUUCGGAUCGGCUCCCCCGGCAACUGGUGGACUAUUUGGAAACUCACCUGCUACCUCCAAUUUAUCGUCGAAAUCUGCCUCAGCCGGUUUCGGUUUCGGUAAGCCAUCAGAUGAUAAGCCAAAGCCUGCAGCUUUCAGCUUUGCAAAUGUAGCCGUGAACAAGUCGCCUGGGCCGAAGACACCAUUGCCUUCCGAACCCCAACCUUCACCUACGAUACCGAAGACGCCUUUAUCCCCCAAGAUCAAGCAAGAGGCGGUCACGUAUACCCCGAAUGACAUUAACAAGAUCCCGGAAGCGCCUCUUCCACCUGACACUACAAGUAAAGUGAGCUUUGCUGCUGGAGAGUCAUCGGGAUCGUCUGUUGGUGCCGAUGCUCCUCUACCCCCAGAUUUCAUGACAAAGUCUCCGCCUAAGCCCACUCAACCUAUUUCAAGUCCUGCUCCACUUCCUAAUGUGGCCAAGCCUAUUCCUGCGGAAUUGAUUCCACCAAGCGAUGUGCCUGGUGGUCCAGACGAUGAUGGAGAUGAUUCGGGUUUUCUGACAGAAGAGGGCGACGAUGAAAGCGACAAUGGUAGCGACGAUGUCAGUGAAGAACUAAGCGAGGAGGGCAGCGGUGAAGAUGUCGCGAAAGACCUUAGUCCUACUUCAGAGAACAACCAAACCCCAGCCAUCUCGCCAGAGAGCUCUUUUGGUGGCUUGAAAAACGGUAGUCUGGAGAGCAGUGUCUUUACCAAGAUCUCGAAGGCUGGCCAACCAAGGCCUGCUUUAUUCGGCGAGCUCAACGGGUCUGCACCAGUUCUCCUGCCCCCCAAGGUUCAAUUAAGUCCCCGGUCCCCGAGUCCAGUUCGCAAUUCCAUACCCGGAAGACUUCGUCCCGAAACUUCUCGAUCAUCGAGUGCCCCUGGCUUCGCAUCCCAGCUUUUAGGAUCUCAGCGAGGCGGUCGCACAACUAUCCCGGCGCAGCCUACCCUCGCACAGACGGAGGCUGAUCUUCUUAAUGAAGAAAGACGUCGGCAGGAAGUAAGAGCGAGGAAGGAGGCAGAGGAAAAGCAAGCCUUGGUUGAUGAAGAAGAUGACAGAUUCCAUGCAUUUAUGAAAUCGGAACUUGAGCCUCUAAGAAAUCUACCUGAUUUUGAGGUCCAUGCAGAUUACCAAGGCCAGUCAUCUUUGGACAGUAUUCCAGCCCAGGUUGAGGCUGUGUAUCGGGACAUUAAUUCCAUGAUUGAUUGCUUGGGUGUCAACGCACGGGCGAUGGAGUGCUUCAUCAAGUUCCACACAGAGCAGUACAAGGAUGAAGGGCGAACGCGAGAAGAUCUCGAGAGGGACGAUGACUGGUGUCUCGUCGAAAUCGAUAAUCUGUCAUCGGUUGUCGAGAGGGAUCUUGCACAGGAUCUUGCCAAUGGUCGUGUCAAGGAUGUUGACUCUAAGCUUCAGAGCUGCGAUACUUUACUAAGGGAACUUAUCAAACUUCGAGCCAAACACGAGGAUCUCAAGAAGAUGAUUGACGCUCGCCAGGAUCCGACUUCUCUCGCGAUAGCUCGUGCACAGCCGCUGAGUGCCGAGCAAGCCGCGCAACAAACAGAUCUGCGGAAAGACUUCAUCAAGUUUCAAAAGCUGCUAUCAGAGACAGAGGAGGCUCUAACGAUUCUGAAGGCGACAAUGGUAUCUCACGAAGCAUCAAAGAAUCGCGGCAGUGGAUCUGGUGGCCCAACUGUUGAAGCAGUUCUGCGGACCAUAAAGAAAAUGACAACCAUGGCAGAGAAGAGAAGUGGAGACGUCGUUCUUCUCGAAGAACAGAUGCGAAAACUUCGCUUCAACUCUGUAGACAGUCGGGAAGGAUCCCCUUUCGCUACACCAAAAAACAACAGAGCGUCUUUGCGCAACCCAGCUGCGUCCAGCACAUUCGGAUUGUUCUAUACCCCGGACAGCAUCAAGGAAACCCCUCAAAGGUUCCAGAAUUCUUUGAUGUCCUCGGUUGGCUCGCUCGGUCGUAGCUCUCCUCCCCGAAAGAAGAUGAGUGGCUACAGCAUACAGGAGAAGACACAGUUGAGGGCACAGUUGGCGAAGAAGCAGGCAGUAACCGAGAGACUGAAGACAGCAUUGAAGAAGAACGGCACGAAAGUCCGUCCUAUGGUUGACGACGACUAGGCAGUGUUUGGAAAGCACCUGGCAUUUAUGGCGUUGUGGUCUUGAGCGCUUUGGAGCAUGAAAAGGGCAAUGAAUAAUAUUGUACAAGGUAGAGAUUAGUAGUGAUCCAUGAACCGGACUCAAUGAAGGAUAUUCCAAGAAAUCAAUGUCUGAAUGACUGAACAUGUCUGUUAUUCAAGACAGCCGAGCUGAAGGAGAUCAACAGUAGCUGUCGUCUCCAACAAAACCCAUCCCUUGUAAUCCCCAGCUCGUCGCUUUAAUCUCUACUCCGUAAUGCUUUA
This is a messenger RNA of Cadophora gregata, 5224 nucleotides long. RefSeq lists its product as uncharacterized. The record is from RefSeq and is a predicted model, not a curated record. Gene Ontology annotation, biological process: RNA export from nucleus; protein import into nucleus. NCBI's taxonomy places the organism in Eukaryota, Fungi, Ascomycota, Leotiomycetes, Helotiales, Ploettnerulaceae. Gene Ontology annotation, cellular component: nuclear pore. Gene Ontology annotation, molecular function: structural constituent of nuclear pore; protein binding. Bases 396 to 4943 code for a protein of 1515 amino acids. The transcript has 3 exons.